AUGAAUCAAGGGUUGGAUUUAAAUUUGAGGUUAUCUCAGUAUGAUCCAUGGGUUAUAAAAAAGAAGUUAACCGAUUCUGAUACUUCGACUUUUGGUAAACUUUCUCUAUCGCAAGUAGGAAUGGCUUCUAUAACUCGGCAGAUGAGACAGUCUAUGGUCGAGCAGAUGGAAACAACAGAAGGUGUUGAAGUGAAGGUCCAUGUUAUAGAGGAAGGUCAUCAAGCUGAUGACUACACAUGGAACUUAGUUAAACUCUGGGACGGCAGAUACUUUUUGAAGGGAGGAUGGGGCGUUUUUGCUAGAGAUAAUGGUUACCAAACAGGCGACGAAAUUGGACUCAUGUGGGAUCAAAGUUAUGAGAGGUUUUUGCUCCACAAGAUAGUCCAAUAUUAG
This is a messenger RNA of Microthlaspi erraticum, 393 nucleotides long. Lineage: Eukaryota; Viridiplantae; Streptophyta; Magnoliopsida; Brassicales; Brassicaceae. The record is from the annotation of a GenBank genome assembly.